Molecule: messenger RNA, 1823 nt
Organism: Dreissena polymorpha
Lineage: Eukaryota; Metazoa; Mollusca; Bivalvia; Myida; Dreissenidae
Exons: 3
Coding region: 167-1186 (339 amino acids)
Source: RefSeq, a predicted model, not a curated record
UGAUACAACACAGUGAUAAAAUGUACCAGAAUAUCAAACACGGUACAAUGCUCCAAUGGCAUGUUUUCAAAUAAGUAAUCGCAGCUAACUUCCCGCCAACCAAAAAUCAUAGAUUCUUAUAUUUUAAGGAUUGUUUCCAAGUCUCGAAAGAUAACGCAACAACAUAAUGGGAUCAGGUACUUCAAACAAUGCAGCCCAGGUUGCUAGGCAAUCAAGCAUGCCAUUGACCCAAGACAGCAAAAGGAAACGUAAACCCAGACGACAAUUAUUGAAGCGAGAUAAGUACGGGGACGUGUUUUACUACGACAAGGAUCAAGACUGGUUUUACUAUCUAGACGCUAACGGUACAAAGUACUACAAAAAUGAAAAUGGAUUUCUGUUCUAUCUGGAUGAGAACGAUCAGCCUUACGUGAUGGACAAUAAUGGGGAAAAGGUUUAUUUGGAUGAGAAUGGAGAACCAGUCACCUUAAACUCGGAACAGCUUCCAUCUCAAGCUGAGCUGGACCAAGAAAGGAUAAGUUUGAAGAAUGACGAGAAUGUACCAUCAUCUGCUAGGGGAGUACGAGUGUCAGAAAAACAUCUGACUGAUGAACUAUAUUCCUCUCUGAGUUAUUAUAUCCAUUCAGGAGAUAGAGGCAGAAAUAGUGAAGAACAGAACAUUGGUCAGGCUACAACCCAACCAGACCCCAGAAGUCCUGAUUCUGCAAUUCCUACCACAUCAAGUGCAUCUGUACGAUUCUGGCCCUCAUAUCAAACACCGCCAUUGUUUGAAGGAGAAGAAUUAGGUCACGGAAGGAUUCCAUACGUGGAAAUCAUUGAUCAUCGUAAAAGACCAGACACGCCCAAUAGUAUUGACAGUAGUGAACUGUUUGAAGGCACUAUCUCACCAUACUCAAGCUUGUCGUAUGUGAGCAAAGAUUAUAACAGAGAAGCCCUGGUAACACCAACGUACCUAAAGGAUGAGACAGACUUGAUAGAGACACAGCUGACUGCACAAACUGAGGCAGAAAACAAGAUUCUUCAGAAACAGCUGAAAAUAGCACAAGAAAAAUCAGCGCUCCCAAGGGCAAAGAACUUCCAGAAAUUAGGAAUGUUUCCAGUCAAAAUCCAGGAGGAUGUUUCUGACUGUGCAAUAAGUGGGGCAGCGUUUCUGCCAAAUGGUCAGCUUGUGCUUGCGGAAAAAUGACUUCCUAGUGCAUGUGGUGUUCAAAAAUGCUAUCUGCAACGGGAUAAAAGUGUACCAAGUUGAGAACAACAAUUUCACUCACAAGAACACCAUGACCACGCCAUGGCCAAUUGGCGCCAUUGGAAGGAGCAAUGCUGGAAUCGCUGUAAUGCAAUUCAAAGAAGAUGCAUGGCAAAUUAAUUUGCUAGAUUUGAAAGGCAAGAUUCUACAGGAAAUUGAUCUGAAAAAAGAAGGCUACACCCUGGCGCAACCGGAAUGCCUUUUCAUCACCCAGUAAUUAAACUUUGUUAUCUCAGAUAGGGGCCACAACUCUGUUUUAUGUCUCAAUAUGCAUGGGGAUGAACUCUUCAACUACAAACAUCUACGAGAGCCAUUGGGGGUCUGCAGCGAUGCAAAAGAUUCGCUGUUCAUUUCAGGCGCAGGCCUUGUGCAUCAGAUUUCAAAAUCAGGGGAGAGAAUCUGGCCUCUGAUGACAAGGGAGACAAUUGGGUUCAUUGCGGUCAAUAUUUCUUAUGACCCUGUUGAUGGAUUACUGGUGCUCAGUGGACUGAACAAUUGCGUGGCUGCUUUUGCUAUUCUUGAAACCUGACUGUGUAGCAAAGGCAGAUUCUUUUUUUGUGGUGGUGUUUUUUUUAAA